AUGGAGAGGAGGGCAAAAGACGUAGAGUCUCUACUCGCGACAUCAACUGGCCAAAAUGCCUUGGACUAUGCCAUACAAGCGGCCGAGCUGUACAUGCGAGCAGCUGCAGAGAAGGGAAUCGGUAAAGAGGAAGCUUCCCGACAUCGCCGCAAAUGCAAACAGCUCGUCGCACUCGCCGAACGGCUCAAGAACCAGCUGAAAACCCCGUCAGCAUCACCACAUGCGGAUGGCUUCGAUAUUCUGCAAGGCGCUUCACGGCUUCACGGAAGCUACUAUCCCCCUUGGGGUGAAGACCCCUCAGACUCACAGUUCCAGCUCGGAGAUGGCCUGGAGCCAUUUGUUGAUGACACCGUAUUCCCGCUUUCCGAAACCCAAAUGGCCAACUUCUCAGCUUGGCGAAGACCACACGAGCUAUUCGGCCCCUUCUCUGCCGGACAAGAUGGCAUUCUUAUGACCCAAGGCACGCGCUUCGACUUGGCGCAAGAUAUAACUACUGACUGUUCGGUCGUCGCUAGUCUUUCUGCUGCCGCGAGGAUUUGGACUGGAAAACACGCAGUUCUCUCCAAGAUUAUGCACCCAUUCGACCACGGAAGAGGCCAGCCCAAGCUCUCUCCUUCGGGAAAAUACAUAUUUCGGCUGAAUUUCAACGGCUGUGCUCGUCGAGUCGUCAUAGAUGACAGAUUGCCAUCCUCAGGAACAGAUCGAGCCCUCUUUGUAAUCAAUCGACAUAAUCCUCGGUUGAUAUGGCCGGCUUUGCUUGAAAAGGCCUACCUGAAAGUACGAGGUGGCUAUGACUUUCCCGGUAGCAAUUCAGGGACUGAUCUUUGGGUCCUCACGGGAUGGAUACCCGAACAACUAUUCCUCCAGAGAGAGGACUUUGACAUAGAUGAGGCAUGGAAUCGAAUCAAGACAGCUUACGACAUGGGCGACGUUGUCAUUACGCUGGGUACAGGCCAUGUCUCUACAGAAGAGGAAGAUAUAAUGGGUCUCGUAGGGGAGCAUGAUUAUGCUGUGCAGGAUCUUGACUCAUCAAACCGCAAAUUCCUAGUGAAGAAUCCUUGGUCACACGGGACCAAGUUUGACUCUUCAUCGUCGUCUGAGGCUAGCGAUGAGGAUGCUGAUCCGCCCUCUGCGGGCACCCUCUGGCUGGCUAUUGAGGAUAUAGCGCAGCAUUUCGAGUCCAUGUAUCUCAACUGGAACCCGGCCUUGUUUUCCCAUCGCCAAGAGCGUCAUUUUGCUUGGGAUAUCCCUACCAAAGAUUUCGCGGCAUCGUUGGUGCGAAACCCGCAAUUCUCGAUCAUCUCACCUACAGGGGGGACGGUAUGGAUCUUAUUGAGCCGUCAUUUUGCAGAUCCUGAGCUCGAUAUUGCGCGCAACAAGUCUGGUUCUCUAGCUGCCGUGGCUAGUCAAUUGGGCUACAUGAGCAUUCUAGUGUUUGAUCAUCAAGGCAAAAGAGUCCAGCUCAGCGAUGGAGCAACAUACUGUGGGCCUUAUGUUGACUCUCCCCAGACGCUCGCGCGGAUUGAGAGCAGGGCCGGCAAGGCAUACACUGUCGUCAUUGACCAGCAGGCACUGCCUUUGCCCAGCUACACUUUCUCGCUUUUCAUCUUCUCAAAUGGGCCAGUGCAUGUCAAAGAGGCCGAGGAGAAGAUGACACAUUUCACAGAACAAAGCGGCUGCUGGAAUAGACGGACUGCUGGGGGGAAUUCAUCAUGCACGACUUAUUUUCUGAAUCCUCAGUAUAAGCUGUCGGUUCCUCGCGCCACCCCAAUAUCCACCCUUUUAUCUACAGCUAACCGAGAUGUUCAUGUCCACGUUGAUUUACUCUGGUCACGAGGGAAGCGUGCAAAUACCGUCAAAACGAAAGACCUGGUCGUUUCAUCGGGAGAGUAUCGUCGUGGCUGUGCCAUCGCCGAGCUGGAUAUGCUUGAAGCCGGAGAUUACACUCUGGUUUGCUCGACCUUUGAAGCGCAGCAGAUGGCUGACUUUACACUACGAAUCGGGUCCAUGACGCCAAUUACGCUAGAACCUAUACCGGCUGAUACAGCAGGAAAACUACGAACACCUAUAUCACCAUUCACUUUAGGAGGAGAAGGGCAACGCUGGAGGGUACCUAUCAGCGCUUCAUGGGUAACUCGAGCCGUUGUAUCUAUUCGAAGUUUGCCACCUCUGUCGGAGACUUCAUAUCACGACACCCGCUCCUUGCCAGCUGUCAUGAUCCGUAUCUCGAUUACUGAUGCCUCGGAGUCAGAGCCACGUAUCCUGGCGGAGUCCAGGGGAGGCUUGGAAGACUCUGGGGCCAUCAUUCGGACACCUGAAUUCGACAUUGAGCCGACGAAUCCAAGUCACGGACCGAGAUAUCUCGUCAUUGAGAGUCUAUGGGGGUACCGAGCGAUCCAGGAGCUUUGCGGGGACGUCUUUAGUGACUCUCCCAUCCAAAUUGGCGACUGGGGAGCCUAA
Trichoderma breve is the source of this 2460-nucleotide messenger RNA. RefSeq names its product calpain family cysteine protease domain-containing protein. Gene Ontology annotation, molecular function: calcium-dependent cysteine-type endopeptidase activity. Gene Ontology annotation, biological process: proteolysis. The coding region runs from base 1 to 2460 and encodes 819 amino acids. The transcript has 6 exons. The record is from RefSeq and is a predicted model, not a curated record. NCBI's taxonomy places the organism in Eukaryota, Fungi, Ascomycota, Sordariomycetes, Hypocreales, Hypocreaceae.